Messenger RNA from Serpula lacrymans var. lacrymans S7.9, 2862 nucleotides. RefSeq lists its product as uncharacterized. The record is from RefSeq and is a predicted model, not a curated record. Bases 1 to 2862 code for a protein of 953 amino acids. The transcript has 11 exons. Lineage: Eukaryota; Fungi; Basidiomycota; Agaricomycetes; Boletales; Serpulaceae.
AUGUCUCAUAUUCCUAGGACAACCGAGGCAAAAAAAGGACCAUGGUGUAAAUAUUGUCAACAACACCGAAGCACACAGCGCUUUGACAAGCACAUCAAGUCCUGCAAGGUCAGAAAUCAGGAACAAUUAGAGCUAGCGGCACGACAAGAAAACCAUUCAGAGAAACGGUGCUUAGGGAGAUCACUCGAGGAGCCAAAUCAAAAAAGAAAGAAAACUGUUGAGGUGUUAACGUCUCUCUUUUUCAACUUCUUAAAUUUACAGUUCUGUGCAUCUUAUCAGGCUGACGGAGACCAGACUCAAGUCAAUGACGAGGUUGAAGCGGGUCCUCCAAUCAGCGCAGAAUCUGGUAACGACGAAACCAAUGUCCAACAGAUAUCAAGUGCAACUUUUAUUCAAGUUGUCCACCAUCCUCAAAGUGGGAAGCACGACCCAGUCAUAAUUCCCCUUGACAGUGUUAUCCCUUCAGCUGAUCAAGGCAACCACGAAGCUGGACUUGGCUCUGCAUUGGAGAUCAAACCGUGGGCGCCCUUUCGCAAUCGUGCCGACUUUGAAUAUGCGGAAACAGCUGUCAAGGGAUUAUUAAGUAAAGCAAUAGUAAACACACAGUUAUAUGGGAUACAUCAUGGAUGGGCAGAUAAUACUAACAUUACAUUUCGGAACUAUGCAGACAUCGAGAAGACUUUACAAGUAGCACGUGCGCAAUAUGUCCAGUUUCAAGAAGGAAAUGUUUCUGCAUGUUAUCUAGGAGAAACUCAUUACUUCAAGUUUCAGUACCGAGAUCCGUGGAAAAUCUAUCGCAACUGGAUUAUGGAUGAGACAUUAGCGCCUCUCAUCCUUUGGCAUCCUUGCCGCAAAUAUUAUUGCCGUCGAAAUGGUAGGAUAGUCUUGAAAGAACGCAUAUACGACGAGUUCAAUUCAGCCAACAAAUGGUGGGACGUACAGGAAUCCUUUCCACAAGAAGAACCACCGCAUUGCUUUCUACCGAUCUCUCUCUGGCUUGACAAAGGCAACAUCACUAAGCGGGUCAAGAAGCACCCUAUAAUUAUUCGUCCGCUAUUUUUGCCGCGGGGGGUAAGAAAUGCGUCGGGAAAUGGAGGAGGUGUUCUUGUAGGGUAUAUGCCCAUUCCUUUGGACCCGGCCGACCCAUCUGACAGAAACACUGCUGAUACCAUUAAAUGGCAGUGCUUCAAGCGUGAAGUUUACCACAAGGUUGCCGAAGUAAUAUUCCACUCACUACGAUGGCCUGCACGCUUCGGAGAAGCAAUGGCCUGUGGUGACAAAAUUGAUAGAGUGAUACAUCCAGGAAUACCAGUCAAGUCUGUUGAUGGCGAAGAAAGCUGUGCGCUAACAGCUACGCGUGCGGCCCUGGCCAAAUUUCCAUGCCCGAAAUGUCUUGUCUGCCAUGACAGUUUAACGAAACUAUGCGGAAAUUUUCAGUGUCGCACAACUGACAACAUGGAGAAGGUGUACAAGCGUUCAAUCACAGCAUCAAAUAAAACGGAGGCUGAACGAAUCUUACAAGCCCACGGAUUACAUGCAACCAAGAACUUUUUUUGGUCACUCGACCACUCAGACCCAUAUUGUUCCAUUUCAUACGAUAAAUUACACUCCGAUGAUCUAGGAAAAUGGGGUAAGCACAUCUGGCCGCUCCUCCUCACAGUGUUAGCAGAAAACGGAAACAAAGGCCAUAUGGCCAGAAACAUGCGGAAUGUAUCAAGAUGGCCUGGACUCAAACACUUCAUGAACGUCACCACAGUCGAAUAUGCGGAUGGUCAAGUGUUUUAUGAUAUACUCAAGUGCAUCCUCCCAUGCAUCGUCCAAAUUCUCCCUAGGAACUCAACAUUAGUACAUGGUAUCCGAGCCUAUGCUAGAUAUCGGCUCAUGAUUGGCCUCAAUUGUAUGACCGAAGGGAGGACACACCGGCUAAAACAAUAUAUUAUUCAAUAUGAACAAUGUUGUGAACACAUUUCAAACAAUUACGAGAAGGACUUCCACUUUAGCAAGCAACACGCCAUAAAUCAUAUUCUCACAGAAAUCCGGCAGAAGGGUGCAACGGAUAACUACGACACACGAGUCAGCGAGGGCUUUCACCAAGAGGCGCAAGAAGCCUACGAGCAGACAAACCGGAAAGAUACAGACAGCCAGAUGGCUCGCAUUGACGAGAACCAAGAAGCCAUCGCCCACAUACGGAUGACCGUCGACAACUAUGAUAAAGCCCACCAUAACGACACUGAGGACCAAGACUUAGGAGAUGACGCUGGCAGAAAUGAUGACCAGAGGUCGACACAACCUACCCCCGAUAACCACUGGAUGCUAGGAUCUCCCACAAACCUGACAAGCUCGGUAGUCAUGGAGCAUUGCGAGGGCCUCAAAGGAUUUGACAAGCGUCUGCGGAGUUUUUUAGUCUCAAGUUGCAAUGUAGCCGUUGGAGAUGGUCCCAUCUCAAUCAGGAAAUAUCAAUGCAUUUAUCUUAAGUAUCAAUCACACGAAGACUGGAGCGAAGGACGGGACAUCCUUCGCUGCAACCCCAACUUCAAUAAAGAAUCACGCUUCGACUGUGUUCUCAUUAACACAGACACAUCGGAGCCAGUUCCUGCUCAACUCCAAACCGUCUUUCGAUGUUUCCUUCAGUCCUCUUCGUUUGAUAUUGUGUCGGUCAAGAUAUUCAAGCCAUCAAAUGGAAUUCCGAGGACCAGAUGGUCGGGGGCACUUUUGUAUGAUGAAGCGAGAGAUUUCAAGCUGGUCAUGGCUAAGUCCCUGAUUCGGGGAGCUCAUAUGAUCGAGGCUUUUGAUCUGAAGGAAGGCCGGUUUUAUUUAAAUGACUUGAUUGAUGGUGAUAUGUUCCUACGUUUCGGGAACUGA